AGAAAAGGAAUCCCAUUUUGCAGUCUAGUCCGAGCCGAAAAUGUCCCACAACUAUUCAAAAAACAACCAGAAUGGCAAUGAUCCUGCCUCUGCUUCUGCCUCUGCCUCUGUUGCUGUUGUUGUACGCGUACGUCCAAUGGCCAAAACGGAGUUGAAGCGUGGGUGCAGCGUUGCGGUAGAGCGAGCAACGGACGGGUCGCCCCAGAUCUCGGUGAAUCGGAAAAAGUGGUUCAAGUUUAACCAUGUUUUCGACCACACUGACACGCAGAAGGAUAUUUUCGAGACCUGUGUCCAGGCGAAGGUGAGGAAGCUGCUCGAUGGCUACAACGUGACCAUCCUUGCCUACGGGCAGACCGGCUCGGGCAAGACCUACACCAUGGACACGGCCUGCAAUGGGGUGCUGGACGACAGCAUGGGCGUGAUCCCCAGGGCAGUGCACAGCAUCUUCCAGCACAUUGGACUGCUGAAGGAUGAAUACGAGUUCAGUGUGGCCUGCUCUUUCGUUGAGCUCUACCUGGAGCACUCGUUCGACCUCUUUUCCCCACGAAAGAGCCCCGUUAAAAUGCACGAGUCCGAGAACCGAAUUCUCAUGCCUGGUCUCACGAAGCUGGAGGUUAGCUCCGCCCAGGAGGUAACCAGGCAUCUGAUGAAGGGCUGUGCCAAGCGGACAGUCGCAUCCACGGCGAUGAGCAGGAAAUCUUCCCGAUCCCACGCAAUCUUCACAAUCACCAUCGAGGCCAGGAAGUUGUGUGGGGGAGCAGACUCCGUGACGACUGCCAAGUUCAACUUGGUGGAUCUGGCCGGCUCGGAGCGCUGCACCAAGACUUUGGCCAGAGGCGACCGAUUCAAGGAGGGCGUCAACAUUAACAAGAGUCUCCUGGCCCUAGGCAACGUCCUGAACGCCUUGGGCUCCGCUCAAACUCCGCCUGCACACGUUCCCUACCGACAGUCCAAGCUGACGCGUCUCCUGCAGGAGUCGCUUGGCGGCAACUCCAUCACCCUGAUGAUUGCCUGCGUCAGUCCCUCCGACUACAAUGUGGCAGAGACCCUGAGCACCCUGCGCUAUGCGAAUCGAACUCUCCAAAUUAAAAACAGGCCGGUGAUCAACAUGAUCCCGCCUGUGGACGAGUUCGACAUUCAGCAGCAGCGAAGGGAGCUUCAGGCCACCGGAGAGUCACGCCCCAAGAGUUCCGCCGACAAUAUUUCGGGAGCGACCGAAGACCAACAGAGUGCGGAUGAUGGUGGUGUUGUCGAUGCCCUAAUGGAGCAGAUGGAGCAGAUAAAGCUUGCCUUUCACGAUCUGCAGAUGCACAGCCAGGAGGCUCGGCCCCAGUUGAACGAUGGGCGCGGGGACGAGGUACCGCUGCCCAAGCUGCUCGGCUUCCAGCCGGAGCAGAUCACCAGCGAGCAAAUGGAACUGAUCGACGAACUGCGCACCCUCAACCAGACCCUGGAGCAGAAGCAGCUGCUGUACGACUUCAUCUGCUGCAACUACUCGGAGCAAGACUGCGACGACGGGGAAGCUGGCGCAGAUCUCCUGGCCAAGGGGCGCGUCCUGCUUAAUCAGCUGUGCAGCAUGGAGAGGAAGGACACCUCGGGCACGUCAGCCGAGAAGCGAGCCAAACAGAUGCAGCUGUUGCAGGAACAGAUCAUCAGGCAUCUCACCCUGGUCGAAGGGCUGAGGAUGCGCAGGGAGGAUCGCAAUAGUUUGAGUGAACUCAACGCCGAAAUGAAAACCAUAAACGAGUCCAAAUGGCACAUUAUCCAGCAGUACCGCCAGUCGAAGAUGGAGAGCAAUGAGCAGCAGAUGCAGGCCGAGAGCAAGGACCGUAAGCCGAAGGGAAAGAAGACGAAAAAGUGCGAGGAUGCCCAGGCAACGCCGCCUAAGAAGCAGCUCAGUCAUAGAGAUGGACCCGAUGGCCAGCUAUCGGCACAGACCAAGGGGAAAAGCGACUCUGGCAAGUGGAUCGAUGACGAGUUGGAUGUCAUCCUCGCCCUGGUGGACGCUGAGCACGACAUGGCGGAUCGGGAGGCGAUUACCAACGAAUACAAUUAUGUGAGAGAGCAGCUGGCAAACGCGGACUUGGAGGAGACUAAGAAGGCCAGAUGGCUGGCGCAGAUCGGGGAGGAGCAGGAGUUGCGCAACGCCCAUUUGGACGAUCUGCAGCAGAAAGCGAGCAUCAAAGACUUGGACAGUCGCCUCCGGAGCUUCACUUCAGAGAACAUCGACGAGUUGCGAGAAAUCCACCAGAAGACGCUCAACGCCCUCGUCCUGCAGCGGCGCCAGCAGGUGGUCUGGCAGAACGAGCAGCAGGACCUAGACGACGAGCAGAGCGCCCUGCAAGAAGAGAAAGAUGAACAGAUCGAAGCCUUGACCAGGCACCUGUCCCAGGCCAAAUCACAUAAGGAAGAGCUUAUGCAGAAGGUGAGCCUCCUGCUACGCUCCCACGAAGCCCUCCAGCAGGUGGAGGAACAUCUCAGUGAACAUUCCGACGAGAGCGGGGAUUCACACGACAAUAACGAAGAGUUCCCUCAGCCCAUAGAAAGCGCGAAGGAGGCCAGCGGCAGAAGCGGCGACAAUGGUUCAGAAGAGUAACCGCUCUCCACUUCGGUAGCCCAGGAUCACGGCAAGGCUAAACGGGCGAAUUGAUCUUCAAAGAAACGGAACCAUUCUCUUCUGCAUAUCUCUCUGCCGGAUUUGGAUCCGUCGGAUCGUUGGGAUCGUUCGAUUAUGCUCUCUGGGGUCUACCCCCGUCCGAUCUUCCUCCUCGAAGAAGACUCUUCGGCAGCCUCUUAAUUGGAUUUUGUUUAGUUUUCGUUUCAAACUACUUCAACGAUUAAAUACUUUAUAUAUUUUGUU
Molecule: messenger RNA, 2860 nt
Organism: Drosophila obscura
Lineage: Eukaryota; Metazoa; Arthropoda; Insecta; Diptera; Drosophilidae
Product: chromosome-associated kinesin KIF4-like
Exons: 2
Coding region: 41-2596 (851 amino acids)
Biological process (GO): microtubule-based movement; mitotic spindle organization
Molecular function (GO): microtubule motor activity; microtubule binding; ATP binding
Source: RefSeq, a predicted model, not a curated record